AUGGGUUUGGGGAAGACUAUCCAAGCAAUAGCUGUAUCAUACCACUAUAAAAAUGAAUGGCCUCUGUUAAUAGUGGUGCCCUCAUCCCUGAGGUACCCUUGGGUUGAUGAAAUGGAAAAAUGGAUUCCGGACCUCUGUCCAGAGGAUAUCAUCAUUGUACAAAAUAAAACUGACAUUUGGCAAAUACCUAAAAGCAAAGUGACUAUCCUGGGUUAUGGCCUCUUAACGUCAGAUGCUCAUGUUUUAAUAGAUACUUUAUGCAAGCAGAAAUUCAAAGUAGUAAUAAUUGAUGAGUCCCAUUACAUGAAAUCCAGGAAUGCAGUUCGUAGCAAGAUUUUGCUGCCUAUUGUACAGAAUGCUAUUCGAGCUAUUCUCCUCACCGGAACUCCUGCUUUAGGAAGACCUGAAGAGCUUUUCAUGCAACUAGAAGCACUUUGUCCACAGAAAUUUGGCACAUGGAUUGAGUAUGCAAAAAAAUACUGCAAUGCACAUGUCAGAUAUUUUGGUAAAAGACAACAGUGGGACUGCAGAGGAGCUUCAAAUUUAGAUGAACUGCAUGAAUUACUAAGCAACGUAAUGAUUAGGCGAAUGAAAAGUGAAGUUUUAACACAAUUGCCACCUAAAAUUAGGCAACGGAUACAUUUUGAUCUUCCUAAAAAUACUGCUAAAGAAUUAAAUACUAGCUUUGAAGAGUGGGAGAAGUUAAUGAGGGCUUCAAAUUUAGACUCUACUAAAGAUGACUUUGUCCAAGUGAUGAGUCUAAUUACACGUAUGUUUAAGCAGACUGCCAUUGCCAAGGCAGGUGCAGUAAAGGAUUAUAUUAAAAUGCUUCUGGAGAAUGAAGAACUGAAGUUUCUGGUCUUUGCUCAUCAUUUAAGUAUGCUGCAGGCAUGUACAGAGGCAGUGAUUGAAAGGAAGGUUCGUUAUAUUCGGAUUGAUGGCAGUGUACCUUCAGCAGAACGAAUAAAUCUUGUAAAUCAGUUCCAAAAAGACCCAGAUACCAGAGUGGCUGUUUUAAGCAUUCAGGCUGCUGGCCAGGGUUUAACCUUCACCGCUGCCACUCAUGUUGUUUUUGCUGAACUGUAUUGGGACCCUGGCCAUAUAAAACAAGCAGAAGACAGAGCUCAUCGGAUAGGACAGAGUAACUCUGUGAAUAUCCAUUAUCUUAUUGCAAAUGGAACGUUAGACUCUAUAAUGUGGGCAAUGUUGAAUCGUAAGGCCAAAGUUACAGGUACCACAUUAAAUGGCAAGAAAGAAAAGUUACAGGCACCUGAAGGUGACAAAGAUAAAUGGAAUUUUUUGAAUUUUGCUGAAGCCUGGACCCCAAAUGAAGACCGAAAUGAAAUCAAGAAUGAGGUCUUAUUCACCCAUUUUGAAAAAGAGAAGCAACAUGAUAUUCGUGACUUCUUUUCGCCAAAACCAGAUAUGGAGAAAAAGCGAAAAAUUGAUUCCUGUUAUAAUACAUCUCCAUCCUUGAGUUCAAAUUCUUCCCAAGCCUCAGAGGAAAAAGAUCUGGAAAAUGGCAGAAACAUAGAUCCCCAGGGGCCAGAGGAUCUAAAUGAGAUUUGCAGAGAGGCAAAGAGACUAAGACCUGUAGAUCCAUCUACACCUAAGCUUGUUCCUAAUAGGCAGGGAAAGAGAAAAUGUUUGUUUAGAAAACGAAACAAUUCAUUUUCGGAAGAAGCUUCCCAGGAUGAUGAGUGUAUCCUUUUACCUGAGUCAACGGAAGGAUUGGCCUCUGAAGUAACCUGGCCUUGCAGUCUUUGCACUUACAAUAACAGUUCAUUGCUACCUUAUUGUGAAGUGUGUGAAUCUCCUCGCAGAAAGAAUAUUAGGCAAAAGGAAAGUCAAAUUGGUUUUCUCUCUGCUGAAAGUAAAGAUGGAAAUGCAAUCAAACACAACAUACAACUUAAUGGCAUUGAGAUGACAAAGGAAGAAGCAAAUAAAAAAUUGGACAAGCAUGAACUCAAAGAAGAGUAUUCAAACGAUUCAGAAUCCAUCCUAACAUAUCAUAGUCUAAUGUUCUGUGCAAGUAGGAAUACUGACCGAAUUCAUGUCUACACAAAGGAUGGAGAGCCUCUCAAUUGCAAUUUCAUUCCACUUGAUAUAAAAGUAGGCAACUGGGAAGAUUUACCAGCGUGUUUUCAACAAAAACAGAACCGUACACUGAUACUGAGGUUUGUGAGAGAAUGGAAUACUCUGACAGCCAUGAGACAGAGAAUUAUCAGAAAAAGUGGCCAGAUUUUUUCUAAUCCUGUUCUCGCUGCUGAAGAAAUACUGUCUAAACAACAAGCCAAACUCACCAGUACCAAACGGUACAUGACAAAAGAAGACAUUGCCAGAGCUUCGCUAACAAAAGCUGACAGCAGUGGAGGUAGCGUUCGCAUAAUCACAAAAACAUCCAGAGAAGUUAUGAGAGCCCAUGGAUCCUCUGUUGGAAAAGAAGAUAACCAUUUUAUAAAGUUGCCUUCAGAAGAUGGGAGUUGCCCAGAUGCCAGUUUAGUUUCUGACCAGAUUGUUGCUGUUAAGGAAUUUUCAUCAAGCAAAGGCUAUCUACAGGCAGUCGAUAAUGAAGGGAACCCACUUUGCCUAAGCUGCCAAAAGCCAACAAUCCAAGUUGAGCCAACGUUGACAUAUACCGCCUGGGACACACGAUUUUGUUCUCUUAAAUGCCAGGAAGAUUUCUUCUUCUACACUAAUAAUAGUUACCUGAGAAGUAAAGUUUUUGAAAUAGAACAUGGGGUUUGCCAGUUAUGUAGGUUGAAUGCCCAAGAACUUUACCUUUGUGUCAGAGAUGCCCCAAGGAGUCAGCGCAAGGAUCUUUUGGAGAAGUCUUGGAUGUCCAAACUUCCUUUAAAACAGUUAAAUGAAAUUAUCCUGAACCCAACUGAGGGCCAUUUCUGGCAAGUGGAUCAUAUCAAGCCAGUUUUCAGUGGGGGUGGACAGUGUUCGCUUGAAAACUUCCAAACACUAUGCACAAUUUGUCACAAAGAGAGAACAGCAAAACAAGCAAAAGAAAGAAGCCAAGUUAAAAAACAAUGUGUUGCGUCAAAAUAUUCAUCAGACAUCACAAAGUUUUUUGUAAAAUUAUGAAAAGGUUUGAUGAAAUGGAUUUUUGUAAUACCUCUUAGUACAGCUCAUUAAGAAAACACCAUGUGGGAAAUGUUUAAAAAGCUACCUAUACAUGUUUUUCCAUUCUAAAUUUCAAAUUUAGAAAAUGAAGAUUUCAUUUACAAAUUGUUAGCAAGGUUCAUGCAGUUAUUUAAAUCCUUGGUACUGCAGCAUUUGUAGUGCAUUUUUGUUAACAUCUGACCCACAACUGUGGAACUGAUUGAAGGGUAGGUUAUAAUUUGCAUAACAAUCCUUGCUGUUAAACAAAAGUAUCUUUUAUAAAAUUAAACAUGUACAUUAGUUCAUCUCAAAAUAAACUGGUAUUUUUACAUUAA
Molecule: messenger RNA, 3446 nt
Organism: Thamnophis sirtalis
Lineage: Eukaryota; Metazoa; Chordata; Lepidosauria; Squamata; Natricidae
Source: RefSeq, a predicted model, not a curated record